Oncorhynchus gorbuscha (pink salmon) is the source of this 3754-nucleotide messenger RNA. RefSeq names its product serine/threonine-protein kinase/endoribonuclease IRE1-like. The coding region runs from base 336 to 2840 and encodes 834 amino acids. The transcript is spliced from 24 exons. The record is from RefSeq and is a predicted model, not a curated record. Gene Ontology annotation, molecular function: ATP binding; RNA endonuclease activity; protein serine/threonine kinase activity. NCBI's taxonomy places the organism in Eukaryota, Metazoa, Chordata, Actinopteri, Salmoniformes, Salmonidae. Gene Ontology annotation, cellular component: IRE1-TRAF2-ASK1 complex. Gene Ontology annotation, biological process: mRNA processing; intrinsic apoptotic signaling pathway in response to endoplasmic reticulum stress; protein phosphorylation.
CUCUAACUGACGUCACAGGAUCCGUUCCAACACGGAAACCGUAAUGGUGGGGGCUCGUCGUUUAGUCGGUACUGUUGUGAUGGUCUCUCCGGAUCUCUCAUCCUACUUCUAUCCACAACCUGGUAACACACGUUAAAUAAAACACGUCAAUCAUAAAGAAGACUUUAAUAAAAAAACAAAACAAAAAGUUCAACAAACGAAGCCCUGUGGCUGUGUAGACCAAAAUGGACGAUCGCUGGAGAAAAGUUGACAGAUAAUUCGACCACUUGUUCUUGUAAGGUUAAUUAACACGAUUCUUUGCGUUGAUCGAGAUUCCCGUUGGUAGAUCUACAACCAUGGGGAAGUUAACACGCUGUCUCCUCCUGCUGCUGUUGCUGCUGUCUUGGAAAGGAACCGACUUACAGGUGAAAUCAGUGAGUGUAACUCUACCAGAGUCUCUACUGUUUGUGUCUACUCUGGAUGGGAGUCUACAUGCUGUCUCCAAGCAGUCUGGAGACAUCAAAUGGACCCUCAAAGAAGAUCCCAUCAUUCAGGUGCCUGUCUACCUUACUGAGCCAGGGUUUCUCCCUGACCCCAACGAUGGCAGUCUCUACGUCCUGGGAGGAAAACACAAGGAAGGACUGAUGAAACUGCCCUUCACCAUCCCAGAGCUGGUCCAGUCUGCUCCCUGUAGGAGUUCUGAUGGAGUCCUUUACACUGGUAAGAAGCAGGAUGUAUGGUUCGUGGUGGACCCCCAGACAGGAGAGAAACAGACCAGUCUCUCCACAUCAUCAUCUGACUCCAUUUGUCCCAAUGCACCACUGCUGUACAUAGGAAGAACAGAGUACAUGAUAACGAUGUAUGAUACGAAGACACAGGAGCUGAGGUGGAACGCAACAUACAACGACUACUCUGCCCCGCCGUACGAUGAGAAACACGACUACAAGAUGGCCCAUCUCGUCUCCAGUGGUGAUGGGUUGGUGGUGACCGUAGACAGAGAGUCAGGUGACGUCCUGUGGAUGCAAAACUAUGGGUCACCUGUGGUGGGGGUGUACCUGUACAGCCAGGACUCUCUGAGACACGCCCCUCACCUGUCAGUUGCCAUGGAGACGCUGCGUUACCUCACCUUCUCGUCCCACGACACACACACCAUGAAGUGGAGCUACCAGUUUGUCACGGAGCAGGCCAGCACACACACACAGCUGGUGCCCACUCUGUAUGUGGGGAAGCUGGAUUCUCAUCUGUACGCCUCCACCUCCCUGGUUCACGACGGAGUCUCUCUAGUGCCGCGGGGCUUGACACUGGCGCGUAUCGAGGGACCGGAGACCGAGGAGGUGACGGUUAGAGAGGAGGGAGAGUGUGAGAUCAUCCCGUCUACCGACGUACGAUACCCGCCAGGCUCCACCAACACACUGAACAACCAGUGGCUCCUCAUAGGACACCAUGAGUUACCCCCGGUAGCCCACACCACUAUGUUGAGAGACUUCCCGGUAAACCUGCAGCGUUCCAGUGAUGCCGUUAUCCCGACCCGGUCUCAGAACAACCGCUAUACAGACCAUCCUUUCCAGUCAGUAGGUCAUGGUGGUGGAGGGGUCGUGGAACGGAUCCGCUGUAACACGACACGAUGGAGGGAGAGAGAGGUGGAGGUGGGGAAGAUCUCCUUCUGUCCAUCAGAGAUUCUGGGACAUGGAACAGAAGGAACCUUCGUCUUCCGGGGCCGUUUUGACGGCCGCCGCGUGGCUGUGAAGCGGAUCCUUCCAGAGUGUUUUGACGUUGCAGAGCGAGAGGUCCAGCUGCUCCGGGAAUCGGACGAACAUCCAAACGUCAUCAGAUACUACUGCACAGAGAGAGACAAACUGUUCACCUACAUCGCUAUAGAACUAUGUGCUGCUACGCUACAACAGUAUGUGGAAGAUCCGUCGUGCCACGCUGGUCUCAGCCCUGUCACUGUACUACAACAGACCAUGUGUGGUCUCAGCCACCUCCACUCACUAAACAUAGUCCACAGGGAUCUGAAGCCUCGUAACAUCCUGUUGUCUCAGCCAGGGCCCCUGGGGCGGGUGAGAGCGCUGAUAUCAGACUUCGGCCUGUGUAAAAAGAUCCCUGAGGGAAGGACUAGUUUCUCUCUCCGCUCGGGGAUACCGGGGACAGAGGGGUGGAUCGCCCCGGAAGUACUGCUGGACACACCGGGAAACAACCCGACCCGUUGUGACCAGGCAGUGGACGUGUUCUCGGCAGGCUGUGUGUUCUACUACGUGGUCAGUAGGGGGCAGCACCCGUUUGGUGACACGCUACGACGCCAAGCUAACAUCCUGACCGGGGAGUACUUCCUCACACACUUCCUGGAACACGUGCAUGAUGACGUCAUAGCGCGGGACCUGAUAGAGCGAAUGAUCAACAGCGAUCCAGAGUCCCGCCCCUCCACUUCAUCUAUUCUUAAACAUCCGUUCUUCUGGAGCCCUGAUAAGCAACUUCAGUUCUUCCAGGAUGUGAGUGACCGUAUAGAGAAGGAACCUACAGACAGCACCAUGGUGGUGAGGCUGGAGACGGCUGGCAGAGCUGUAGUACGAACCAACUGGAGAAUGCACAUCUCUGUUCCUCUGCAGACAGACCUGAGGAAGUUCAGGACGUAUAAAGGAAACUCAGUCAGAGACCUGCUCCGAGCCAUGAGAAAUAAGAAGCACCACUACCACGAGUUGCCAUCGGAGGUCCAGGAGACGUUAGGGGAGGUGCCUGAAGGCUUCGUUAGUUACUUCACCUCCCGGUUCCCGCGGUUACUGCUACACACACACACAGCGCUCAGCAGCUGUUCACACGAGAGACUUUUCCAACCCUACUACCUGCCCCCCACUGUUAAAUAACACACACACACACAGGAUAGGUCGCUGGUUCAAAUCCCCCAGCCGACUAAAGUGAAAAUCUGCUAAUGUGCACUUGAGCAAGGCACCUAACCACACUGGCUUCUGUACGUUGCUGUGGAUAAGAGUGUCUGCUAAAUGACUCCAAUUUCAAAGUGUAAAUUCACUUCUUGUAGUAGAGCCGGAAUGACUGCCUCAUGAAUAUUUAGAGACAGACUGUUGAAUGACUGCCUCAUGAAUAUUCAGAGACGGACUGUUGAAUGACUGCCUCAUGAAUAUUCAGAGACAGACUGUUGUAUGACUGCCUCAUGAAUAUUCAGAGACGGACUGUUGAAUAACUGCCUCAUGAAUAUUCAGAGACAGACUGUUGAAUGACUGCCUCAUGAAUAUUCUGAGACAGACUGUUGAAUGACUGCCUCAUGAAUAUUCAGAGACGGACUGUUGAAUGACUGCCUCAUGAAUAUUCAGAGAUGGACUGUUGAAUGACUGCCUCAUGAAUAUUCAGAGACGGACUGGUACACUCCAAGACAAAAGCUUUUUAAAUGCUGUAAAUGUUUUACUCGUAACUUACAAGAUGAACUGUUUUUAACUUUCACCUGCUCUGAUAGGAUAGUUUAAUACACUGCUCUGAUAGGAUAGUCUGAUAGGGUAGUUUAAUACACUGCUCUGAUAGGAUAGUUUAAUACACUGCUCUGAUAGGAUAGUUUAAUACACUGCUCUGAUAGGGUAGUUUAAUACACUGCUCUGAUAGGAUAGUUUAAUACACUGCUCCGAUAGGAUAGUCUGAUAGGAUAGUUUAAUACACUGCUCUGAUAGGAUAGUUUUAUACACUGCUCUGAUAGGGUAGUUUAAUACACUGCUCUGAUAGGAUAGUUUAAUACACUGCUCUGAUAGGAUAGUCUGAUAGGAUAGUUUAA